Medioppia subpectinata is the source of this 537-nucleotide messenger RNA. NCBI's taxonomy places the organism in Eukaryota, Metazoa, Arthropoda, Arachnida, Sarcoptiformes, Oppiidae. The record is from the annotation of a GenBank genome assembly.
AGAGAACCGAUCCGUAUUCUCGUCAAGAAGGAAGAGCUCACUCUCGAGGGAAUCAAACAGUUCUUCGUUCUGAUAGAUCGCGAGGAAUGGAAAUUCGAUACGUUAUGCGAUUUGUAUGAAACGCUUACUAUAACACAAGCCGUCAUAUUCUGCAAUACGCGUAGGAAAGUGGACUGGCUCACCGAGAAAAUGCAACAACGCGACUUCACUGUUUCACACAUGCACGGAGAUAUGGAGCAAAAGCAACGCGAAGUAAUUAUGCGUGAAUUCCGUUCGGGUUCGAGUCGUGUGUUGAUCACUACCGAUCUGCUCGCCCGAGGCAUUGACGUACAACAGGUCUCUCUCGUUAUUAAUUAUGAUUUGCCCACAAAUCGGGAGAAUUAUAUCCAUAGAAUUGGAAGAGGAGGUCGUUUCGGCCGCAAAGGCGCUGCCAUUAACUUCGUGACGGCAGAGGACAAGCGGGCGCUUCACGACAUCGAGCAGUUCUACAACACACAGAUAGAGGAGAUGCCGCUCAAUGUCGCGGAUCUAAUCUAA